Syngnathoides biaculeatus (alligator pipefish) is the source of this 1309-nucleotide messenger RNA. It is a transcript of the gene cisd2, whose product is annotated as CDGSH iron sulfur domain 2. Gene Ontology annotation, molecular function: 2 iron, 2 sulfur cluster binding. Lineage: Eukaryota; Metazoa; Chordata; Actinopteri; Syngnathiformes; Syngnathidae. The transcript is spliced from 3 exons. The record is from RefSeq and is a predicted model, not a curated record. Gene Ontology annotation, biological process: regulation of autophagy; autophagy of mitochondrion. Bases 184 to 591 code for a protein of 135 amino acids. Gene Ontology annotation, cellular component: intracellular membrane-bounded organelle; mitochondrial outer membrane.
ACAGCCCUUACCUUGGCGUAUUCACGACAUGAAAUACGCUCUUUGUUAGCUUCUCCCAACUAUUGUAGCACCAGAAUUACGUUGCGGCGAAGCAACUGUACUGCGUGAAGAACGCACAGGCAUAAAUGAAGCGCAGGGACUAUUCAAGUCAAACGCUAAAGCUGCUAUACUAAGCAUUUCAAGAUGGUUUUAGAAACUAUCUCAAGGAUAAUAAAAAUUCAGCUCCCAGCAUACCUGAAGAAGCUUCCCCUUCCGGAGACGAUCGGCGGAUUUGUAAGGUUAACAGUGUCCGAAUGGCUGCGGUUGCUGCCUCUGCUGGGGAUUUUGGCUCUGCUGGGGUACAUGACCAUUCGGCCCUUUUUUCCAAAGAAGAAGAAGCAGAGAGACUGUCUAAUCAACCUGAAGAUUCAGAAGGAGAAUCCUAAAGUGGUCAAUGAGAUUGACAUUGAGGACCUUCACAGUGCAAAUGUGUGCUACUGUCGCUGUUGGCGCUCCAAAACUUUUCCUGUUUGUGAUAAAUCGCACUUAAAGCACAACGAGCUGACUGGAGACAACGUGGGACCGCUUAUACUCAAGAAGAAGAUUCUAUAAUAGACCACCUACUUGGGAAAUACCCUCUCCCCAGUAUUUAGGUUACAUUUAUUUACACUCUGUAAUCAUUUUUUAUUUGCACAUACAGGUGAGAAAUGUAGUGUAAUGCAGUCAUCAUCUGAAGUUAUUCUGAUAUAGUAACGGAACGGUUAGCCAUGAUGCGGUUUCAGCAAACUCACUCACAUACUGUAUGUGUAAUUUUUUUUUAUUUUAGUCUCUCUGAGAGCAUACAUAAAUCAGUGUGACCACUUUGAGAGUACAACAUCCAGUGACUUUAUAUAAGGCUCUUUAAUAAGUAUAAAUGUCCAAAGUAAAAAUUUCCUUCUAUUAGAUGUGAAGUAAAACUGCUAUGCAGUCUGUAAACUUAUUGUGCUAUAUACUGCCAACUUUAACGACCUUGCUGCAUUAUUGUGACAACCAGGCCUUUCUUUUCUUCAUUGUGACUCUGUACCAAAUUGAAACUUUCAAUUUGAAAUACUCAUGCUUAAGUUAUUAUAUUGGAAACUCCUUGCAGCCUUACCGAUGUGCCCAUUGAUGCAGUCGAGUUGUAUCAGCAUUGCAGUAGUUUUAGAAAGCCAUGUUGAGGCUCAAUUGAGUGACGUAAGAGAUUUGAGUCUGCUUCCCUUAAUGCACUGUACCAUAACAACUGUAAAUACUUCCUUCUGAAGUAAUUCCUGAUACCUACCAAUAUUUUUGCAUAAAUAUUUGCAUAAUCAUA